UUUGAAAUUACAUGUGCCACAAAAGUACAAACUCCUUCACUUCUCUCCUGCUCCUCCCUUCUAUUUAAUCCAUUCUCAUCUUUCAUUAGCCACAGUGCCCUUUCUCCAAUUCAGUUAUCUCUGCUCCUUUCAGCCUUUCUACCCAAAACCAAACACCAGCUACAGGCCAAUCAACAAUAAAAACACACUCUUUCCUUUCUUUUGGGGUGUUCGCCACCCACCCACUCAUCGCAAAUUUGCACUCACAAAUCCAAACACAGCCCAUUGGUCGGUUUCAGAGAUGAGCACCAUGCACAUAGAAACGCCACAAACUUUGCCUGAUGGCAGCAAGAACUUCGAUGAAGAUGGACGAGCUAAAAGAACAGGGACAUGGGUGACCGCAAGUGCUCACAUCAUAACGGCGGUGAUUGGUUCAGGAGUUCUUUCUCUUGCAUGGGCAAUUGCGCAAAUGGGUUGGGUCGCUGGUCCUGCAGUGCUUUUUGCCUUCUCUUUUAUCACAUAUUUCACUUCCACUCUUCUCGCUGAUUGUUACCGUUCACCUGACCCUGUCCAUGGCAAGCGAAACUACACAUAUUCUGAGGUUGUCAAAGCCAACUUAGGAGGUAGAAAAUUUCAGCUUUGUGGAUUGGCUCAGUAUAUAAAUCUUGUCGGGGUAACCAUCGGCUACACAAUAACUGCAUCUAUCAGUAUGGUGGCGGUGAAGAGGUCGAACUGUUUUCACAAACAUGGACAUGGAGACAAGUGCUACAUAAAUAACUAUCCUUUCAUGAUCGUGUUUGCCUGCAUCCAAAUUGUUCUUAGCCAAAUACCAAACUUCCAUAAACUCUCUUGGCUCUCUAUUGUUGCAGCUGUUAUGUCUUUCGCUUAUUCUUCCAUUGGCCUUGGCCUCUCCCUUGCCAAAGUCGCAGGUGGGGGACACGUGCGAACAAGCUUAACAGGGGUGCAAGUUGGGGUGGACGUUUCGGGAACAGAAAAAGUUUGGAGGAUGUUUCAAGCUAUCGGUGACAUUGCCUUCGCUUAUGCUUUUUCUAAUGUGCUCAUUGAGAUCCAGGCAAGUAAUAUUUAUGUUAUUAAUUAA
Vigna umbellata (rice bean) is the source of this 1078-nucleotide messenger RNA. The record is from RefSeq and is a predicted model, not a curated record. NCBI's taxonomy places the organism in Eukaryota, Viridiplantae, Streptophyta, Magnoliopsida, Fabales, Fabaceae.